Messenger RNA from Penicillium soppii, 1611 nucleotides. Its product is annotated as ankyrin repeat domain-containing protein. Gene Ontology annotation, molecular function: protein binding. The transcript has a single exon. Gene Ontology annotation, cellular component: cytoplasm. The record is from RefSeq and is a predicted model, not a curated record. NCBI's taxonomy places the organism in Eukaryota, Fungi, Ascomycota, Eurotiomycetes, Eurotiales, Aspergillaceae. Bases 1 to 1611 code for a protein of 536 amino acids.
AUGUGGCAAUCUGUCAAAGGAGGACACCUCGCUCUUGUGAAGAGACUUGCAAAGAUGUUCCCUGAAAGUGUCAAUACUAGCGAAAACUCGAGUGGCAAUACACCAUUGUCGGAGUCACUCAUAUAUACCGUCUGGGAUGGUAUCGCAGAAGAGAUCACUGAAGAUCGGAUCGAGAUGGUUCGCUUAUUGAUCGAGUCCGGAGCGGAUCUAAAUCCCAUGAUCCCUGAGGGCGAAUUCUCUCCAUUGAGCAAAGCAGCCAUGAACGGAAGCGUCUCGCUCUUCGAAUUUUUCAUCCAAAAAGGUGCUCGAGUUUCGACCACAGAGUCCGCAUUGCGACCAUUAGAAGAGGCAGCAUCUACUGGGCAGGCCAAGCUGACCGAUUUUCUUCUGGAUCAGUUAGACGUGGAAACCGCGUUGCUUGGUAACCGCCAUGAUCUUGCCAUUAUUUUACUCGCAGCUGCCACCCGUGGAAAUGAAGCGAUUGUUCAGCGUAUUUUGGAAAAAAGCCGCUACCAAGUGGCGAAGUUACACCCCCUAAAAGUCCACCUUCUAUGUUCUCCUGGACCACUUACUUCUGCCGCGAGGUGGGGCCACGUCGGCACAAUGAAGCUUCUGCUGAAGCACGGUGCAUACCCAAACCGAGAGCCAGAAGAAACCAACCCACUAUUUGCGGCCUGCAUUGGUGGUCAUAUCCAAGCUGUCCAGGUGCUAAUCAGCCACGGUGUUGAUCUCAGUAUUAAAGGAGACGAUGGCAGGUCCCCCCUCAUCCCAGCAAUCAAAUUUCCGCCCCUGUUCGAGUUACUCCUUGAUGCAGGUAUGCCCGGCGAAUCAAACUGCAUAGACAGUUUCAACGUGUAUAGAUCUGGAGAAAUAGAGACCCCGAUGGGAGCAGCGGUAAAAUCUGGAAACGUGGCCCUGGUUGAAAAGAUGAAGAGCCUCAAGGUCAAUUGGAAUCUGACGAAACCUCCGCGCCCUUGGAUAACAGUGCUUAAGCAAGCAGCAGGAGGAGGUGUGCAAAUGCUCAAACUUGUACACCGAUAUGGCUUCGUCGCGAAUCCGGGAGAGGAUGAAGCGGAAGUUGCAUUCCAAAUAGCUAUCGGAGAAGGCGACUUAAAAGCCAUAGCAUUCUUUCUCGAGCGUGGAUUUGACCCGAACCCGAAGGAUAAUCCAACAAGGACAUUUUCCCACCUUGAGCUCGCGGUCAUAGCUGAAGUCUCCAAAGAAAAGAAAGGGACAAUUGAUCUUCUACUACGCCAUGGCGCGGGUGUUCAUAACCUCAGGGGAUUUUCAUAUCCCUUCUGUAAGCCAUCUGGCGGACUCCAACCCGAAGAGGCUUACUUGAGAUUUUACCGGAUUUUGUUAGAGCUAGGGGCAAAUCCACUGCCUGAGACACAGUUUGGCUCGUUUUCAUGGGCCAUGGCAGCCGAAAGAAACCAGAAAAAGGUUUCCCGGCUUUUCCUGCAAUACAUCGAAAAGCGUAAUAUUUCAAUUGCUGACUUGCAGCAUAACAUGGCUCUCAUCGAGGCAAUGCCAGUUGUUAUGGACAAUCGGCAUAUCAUGAAGUCUUGGAAGAAAUUUUAUUGGCGAAAGGUGUACCCUGUUCCAAGCUAG